UUCGGAGGGCAUCGGUCAAAAAGAAAAGGGAAUAAUAAGGAAGAAAAAGGGUUAGAAGAACUCGAAUAAAUCAUACAACAAAUCAAUUAAUUGUUCGCUCUCUUCUAGUGAUUUCCUUGAACCGUAAAUCCGCAAGCAACUGCAAUGAUAUCAAAUCCACUGGGUUUGUGUUUAUGCUUCAAAAAGACCCGAAACCAUUCAAUUCCAAAGAUCAUCGCCUAAAUUUAACCUCCAAAUUAUAUUAAUCCUCACUCUCUUCGCUUUAUUAACAAUCUUAAUCACUAUGGGGAAGCGCAAGCGAGGCUCUGAUCAGACCCACCACGAUCCUCCUCUUCAUCUCUCCGGUAUGGUUCCUUUUUCUAAUCAAAUGGAUGUACGAUCGGAAGAGCAGGAUCGGAGUCCUGCCCGUCCAGUAUUCAUGAAGCGUUCACGUCAUCAGUACAGCCAUCAAUAUUGUCGGAGAGGUUCAACCAGUCAUGCAAAUGCAUCUAUGUCCCGUGAAAACCGAGUCAAAACAGUACUUGAAGAACGACCCGCUUUUAAAUUUGCUGCUCAUUGCAAUUCAGAGUUUCCAGACCAUAUAGAGAGCAUUGAGAAAACCUUUUGGGGUCCAGAAAGGAUAAGGUACAAUUCCUUCGGGAAGGAUGCAUUUUCAUCUCAUGGAAUGAGAAUGGUAUGUGGGAUUUGUCAGAAGCUGAUGAGACGAAAGCUUUGCUUUCUCGGUAACACACUUUCUUCCAGCGAACUCCCCGUUGCUGCGGUUUUGGUUUGUGGCCAUGUCUAUCAUGCAGAAUGUCUGGAGAACAGGUCAAAUGUCGAAGAUAGAAGCGAUCCACCUUGUCCAUUGUGCAUGGAACCGCCUCCCGAAGUCGACGAUUCAAAAGGAGGAGAACAAGAAUGAGUUGAUUUGUACAUAUGUUAUCACAUAGCACCAACAUAGGAAAUAGACUUGGUUCUGACUUGAAUGGGCCAGCUUUUAAAAGUUGGAGUUUUUGCAUCCUCGACUAUUUUUCCAUGAACUAAUCAAUCACUGGUUCUUUCUGGAUGGCUGUGAUUUAGAAAUAGAAAAUAGUAGCUCUAAAUCACAACCGUUCAGAAAAUAGCGAUAACGAGUCGAAAGGGUACGAGGGUUUGCCCUCCAUGGAUUUCUUUUUGUGUAGAGUUAGAUUGACAAGUGCAAGUCCUCUGUUACCUUUUGGAUGAUUGUUAUGAUCUUGCAGUAGCAGCAGAGGAGUUUAGUUGAGACAUCUUCAUGGUAUUUUGUACUUCUUCACAGCAAUGUCUAAAAUAGUAUAUUUUAGAAAGUACUGAUGUUAGCAAAAGUGUCAUGAAAGUAGAUUUUUGUUUUCCUUUUAGAAAAGAUGGUAAUGAAUGAGUAAGUCAUCUCUUAGUAGAUGAUUUUGUUGAAAAA
Messenger RNA from Benincasa hispida (wax gourd), 1411 nucleotides. The record is from RefSeq and is a predicted model, not a curated record. NCBI's taxonomy places the organism in Eukaryota, Viridiplantae, Streptophyta, Magnoliopsida, Cucurbitales, Cucurbitaceae.